UUCUCCAAUAGACUAUCAGCACACUGAAGAUCCAGAAAGCAGUUGAUCAUGCCCUCUACAGGUGCAUUGCCUCCAAUAAGAUGGGAGUAGAAGAGCGGGUCAUUGUGUUUCAAGUAGCUCGUUUCCUCAACCUAAGCAUCCUCCCCUCCAGCAGCCCUAUUGAGGGAGAGGAUGUGGUAAUGCGCUGUGUAGCUGAUCGACUGUUGUACUCUAACAUGCGUUGGAAUCGGGUAACAAGAGCAGCCAACCCUGAUGCCUCUCCUGCAGCCGUGCCCUGUGAUACCGUUACCCUUUCACCUCUCCACCAGACCAAUGUCACCAUAUCAGGCCUGCAGGGCACCAACGCAACGCUGGACCUGCCCAUACCAAAUGCCACAUUGAUGGACCAAGGCCUGUAUGCUUGCCAAGUAGAGAAUGUGGGCACCAGUGAGAGAACCUGCUUACUUCACAACCUCAGACUCAGAG
Messenger RNA from Sinocyclocheilus grahami, 465 nucleotides. Its product is annotated as vascular endothelial growth factor receptor 2-like. The transcript is spliced from 2 exons. The annotation marks the transcript as partial. The record is from RefSeq and is a predicted model, not a curated record. NCBI's taxonomy places the organism in Eukaryota, Metazoa, Chordata, Actinopteri, Cypriniformes, Cyprinidae.